UAACACCCACGGUAACACCCACGGUUAGUUAAAUUAUGUAAUUUUUCAGAGCGCUUCAUGUUUAUAGAACCGGCAACGGACAGCGAAGAAGAAGACAAUGACGACGACGAAUCCAUGGCCGAAUCAGAUCACACUUGGAUUUUGCCUGGUGCCGAAACUCCAGACUGGAUGCACAGCAGCGAUGAAGAAAUGCCGGACUCGGGCUCGGAGGCUGAAGACGAAGCAGACGGCAGUGGAGGCGACGACGUAAUUCCGGACUCGUGCUCGGAGGCUGAAGACGAAGCAGACAGCAGUGGAGGCGACGACGUAAUUCCGGACUCGUGCUCGGAGGCGGAGGACGAAGUGGAUGAAGAGGACGGCAGUGACCACGAAGGCGGCGGCCAGGACGACGGCGACAAGAAGGACAGCGACAAUGGCAAGGACGACGACGUUGUUUUGGUUGAGUAAAUUGUUUUUCUUAUUUCGGAAUGCGCUGAUUAUAUUUUGCGCAA
This is a messenger RNA of Paramacrobiotus metropolitanus, 491 nucleotides long. RefSeq names its product prostatic spermine-binding protein-like. The transcript has 2 exons. The record is from RefSeq and is a predicted model, not a curated record. Bases 58 to 447 code for a protein of 129 amino acids. Lineage: Eukaryota; Metazoa; Tardigrada; Eutardigrada; Parachela; Macrobiotidae.